GGCAUUAUAUCGAAUCUGUACAUUACCUCCAAUAAUCAUUUCUGAAUUGAUAAUGGAUCAAAUCAUGUAUUAGCGUCUAGUAACCUGUAAUAACAGUUGUAGAAGUUAUUUUAUCAUCAAAGAUGUCAACAACAAAAUCGGAAAGCCAGAACAGUUGUUCAGAAAAUCCCAUCGUUUGUACUAGAGGGAUGCUCGACAGUCCUUUGAAUGAUGAAUUUGUGAAAACAUUGAAGAUUUGUGAGACCGAAAUGAAUACAAGAUUUGCAAAGAUUGUGGCUCACGUUGAAACAGUAAGAGAAGAUUUUGCAAAAUUACAGAAGUUGGCAGAAAAUGUAUCGGAAAGAUAUCGAAACAAAGCAUCGAAUUACUCUGGGAAAAUGGACAGGAAGGGGAUCCUACAGGCGAUUCUAGACCACAAGUUGAAAAGUGAUGACGUCAGAUUAUUUUGCAUGUUGAUCGAACAAGCAUUUGAAUAUUUAGUCACAAGAAUAAACAAUGCUGUCAAAGUAAUACCGCCAUUGAAAUCCAUUGUCGCCAUUCAUCACGCAAGAGCCGUAAACAAACAAAUUCUGUUUGCUUAUGAUAACUUGGCGCAUGAGUUUGGAAUGACAAACAGCGGCAAAGCUGGAAGCGACAUUUAUACCAUGUUCGUAUUUAGACAAGACUUCGCUUAUACUUUGAAAGACACCGAGUGGAUGCAAAAAACAAAAGACUUUUUCGGUCCACUGGGACAAACUGUCAGUCACAGUGAAAAGCGUCGACAGAACUUAGAAGAACCUGACAUUUUGGUUUAUGCAAAAACAAGAAUAAUAGACGGGGUGGACGAUACCGAACUUGCUAGCGCUCUAGGUGCAUGUAUACGGAUUGUAAAUGCAAAGUUUGGAAUUCAAAAUAAUAACAUACGAUACUGGUACUGUGUUUUCUGAACGAUCGGAAUUUUGCCCGUAUGAUAUAGCCCAGGGGUGUGCAACAUGCGCCCGCAGAGAAGUGCCAAUUUUAAAUGGUGUGGAGUCCAAUUUAUCUAUGCAUAUGACUUUAUACUUGC
Styela clava is the source of this 1045-nucleotide messenger RNA. RefSeq lists its product as uncharacterized. NCBI's taxonomy places the organism in Eukaryota, Metazoa, Chordata, Ascidiacea, Stolidobranchia, Styelidae. The record is from RefSeq and is a predicted model, not a curated record.